GCUUAGCCCAGACAUUACCAUGUUCUCGGAGGACUACUUAUUGUACAGUGGUGGUUCCAAUCCAUUCCAACACCUGGAGAAGAGUGCAGUGUUGCAAGAGGCUCGGGUGUUUAAUGAGACACCUAUAAACCCUCGAAAAUGUGCUCACAUCCUCACCAAGAUUCUGUACCUCAUAAACCAGGGGGAACACCUGGGUGUGAUGGAAGCUACGGAAUCCUUCUUUGCCAUGACCAAGCUGUUCCAGUCCAAUGAUCCAACUCUUCGCAGGAUGUGUUACCUGACCAUCAAAGAGAUGGCCUGCAUUGCAGAGGAUGUCAUCAUUGUAACCAGUAGUUUAACCAAAGACAUGACUGGGAAGGACGACAAUUACCGAGGCCCUGCUGUGAGAGCACUCUGCCAAAUCACUGAUAGUACCAUGCUGCAGGCCAUAGAACGCUACAUGAAGCAGGCAAUUGUGGACAAGGUGCCCAGUGUGUCCAGCUCUGCCCUGGUGUCAUCAUUGCACCUGCUGAAGACCAGCUUUGACGUGGUAAAACGCUGGGUGAAUGAGGCUCAGGAGGCAGCGUCCAGUGACAAUAUCAUGGUGCAGUAUCAUGCCCUCGGCUUACUUUACCACGUGCGUAAGAAUGACCGUCUGGCAGUCAACAAGAUGCUCAGCAAGUUCAUGCGUCAUGGUCUGAAGUCACCCUUUGCCUACUGCAUGAUGAUCCGAGUGGCCAGCAAAUUGCUGGAGGAAGAGGCAGGAAACCAUGACAGCCCCUUGUUCGAUUUCAUUGAGAGUUGCUUAAGAAAUAAACACGAGAUGGUGGUCUAUGAAGCUGCUUCUGCCAUUGUUAACCUGCCUAGUUGCACUGCAAAAGAGCUGGCACCUGCUGUAUCUGUGUUACAGUUGUUCUGCAGCUCCCCAAAGGCGGCUCUUAGAUAUGCAGCUGUCCGAACCCUCAACAAGGUUGCCAUGAAGCACCCGUCUGCUGUGACAGCCUGUAACCUCGACCUGGAGAACCUAGUGACUGAUUCCAACCGCAGCAUUGCUACUUUGGCUAUCACCACACUGCUGAAAACUGGCAGUGAGAGCAGCAUUGACCGGCUCAUGAAGCAGAUUUCCUCCUUCAUGUCAGAAAUCUCAGAUGAAUUCAAGGUUGUGGUGGUGCAGGCUAUCAGUGCCUUGUGUCAGAAGUACCCGCGUAAGCAUUCAGUCCUCAUGAAUUUCCUCUUCACUAUGCUCCGGGAAGAGGGCGGUUUUGAGUACAAGCGAGCUAUCGUGGACUGCAUCAUCAGCAUCAUUGAGGAAAACUCUGAGAGCAAAGAGACUGGCCUGUCUCACCUGUGCGAGUUCAUUGAGGACUGUGAGUUCACUGUCCUGGCCACUCGUAUUCUCCACCUGCUGGGGCAGGAAGGACCCAAGACCAAUAACCCUUCAAAAUAUAUUCGCUUCAUCUACAACAGGGUUGUCUUGGAACAUGAGGAGGUCCGGGCAGGUGCAGUAAGUGCUCUGGCUAAAUUUGGAGCCCAGAAUGAGGAUGUGUUACCCAGCAUCUUAGUGUUAUUGAAAAGAUGUGUGAUGGAUGAUGAUAAUGAAGUGAGAGACAGAGCCACAUUCUACCUAAACGUCUUAGAGCAGAAACAGAAAGCUCUCAACGCUGGCUACAUCCUGAAUGGCUUGACAAUAUCCAUCCCUGGCCUGGAGAGGGCACUGCAGCAGUAUACCCUGGAACCUUCUGAGAAACCCUUUGACCUGAAAUCUGUUCCUUUGGCAACUGCUCCCAUCUCAGAACAAAGAACAGAAAGUAUUCCUAUCACUGUGGUCAAACAGCCAGAGAAAGUGGCAGCGACAAGACAAGAAAUAUUCCAAGAGCAACUGGCAGCUAUCCCAGAGUUCAGAGGGCUGGGCCCACUCUUCAAGUCCUCUCCAGAGCCUGUGGCUCUUACAGAAUCAGAGACUGAGUAUGUGAUCCGUUGCACCAAGCAUAUGUUUGUCAACCACAUGGUGUUCCAGUUUGAUUGUACAAAUACACUGAAUGAUCAGAUCCUGGAGAAUGUCACAGUACAGAUGGAGCCGACAGAGGGGUAUGAGGUCAUUGGCUAUAUACCUGCCAAAAGCUUACUGUAUAAUCAGCCUGGUAUCUGCUACACAUUGGUAGCGCUGCCUGAAGAGGACCCCACAGCAGUGGCCUGUACAUUCAGCUGCAUGAUGAAAUUCACCGUUAAGGAUUGUGACCCAAACACUGGUGAAACAGAGGAUGAGGGCUAUGAGGAUGAGUAUGUGCUUGAAGACAUUGAGGUAACAGUAGCUGAUCACAUCCAGAGAGUUCUGAAGCCAAACUUUGGGGCAGCCUGGGACGAGGUUGGUGAUGAGUUUGAAAAGGAAGAGACCUUCACUUUAUCCACCAUUAAAACAUUGGAAGAGGCAGUCAGUAAUAUUGUGAAGUUUCUGGGGAUGCAGCCAUGCGAGCGAUCAGAUAAAGUGCCAGACAACAAAAACUCACACACGUUAUUCUUAGCAGGUGUGUUUCGGGGUGGCCAUGACAUCUUGGUACGUUCUCGUCUUGUCCUGACAGAUACUGUAACAAUGCAGGUCGCCGCCCGGAGUGGAGAAGAGCUUCCUGUGGAUGUAAUCAUGGCCUCUGUUGGCUAAUCAUGACCUUUUUGAGACUGCGCUCUGACACAAGGCCCAUCCAUAAAGGGAAAAUGUUCUUGGUUUUCUGCUCCCUUCUGUUCUGGACAUUGAAUUGGAAUCACAUUCACUACAGCAGCUUUUUAUCAUUAGUAAAACUAGGACAGUUAUUUUGGGUUUUUCUAAAUAAAAAUUGUGGAGUUUAAGGUCUGAUAGGAAGUUUGAGGAAGUAUCUAGUUUCACUUAAAUCUACAAACUUAUCUAAAGAAUCAGUCCAUUUAAUACUAAGUUGCUGGAUUCUGCAGCACGAGGGAGAGAAGGGGAGAGUCCUUAGUUUCCAAUUAAGCCUUUUUUAACAAUCCCUAUCAUAAUAGUGUAUCAAAAAGACCCUUAAAAACACAACAUAGUAAAUAAAAGAAUAAAAUUCCCUCUCCAGCAGGCUACAAAACUUGACUGCCUUCCUCCACCAUCUUGAUGAUAAAUGAGAGGCUGAUCUUCUCCCAGAGUACUUACCCCUCAAAACAGUAGGUUGGGAAUGUGUGCUUGCAAUUGUAUUAAGUUAAAAAUGGGAAAUAAGUGCCUAGCUCUCAGCUUUGCACAACCAUGUCAGAUGGAAAUAGUAUCCAUAAAGUGCAAAUCAGUUGAACACACUGUAUAUUUGGUUUGGCUGUUAACAUUUGCGUAGUUAUCAGUGACUGCUGUCUCUGCCAUUCUUAGAUGCAACACUGAAGGCCUACUGUGUAAGUGGUGGAAGAUUAUGUGAUUUUGGUGUGGUGACAUAUCCUGGGAAAAGUGACCAAUUAGAUUUUUUAGUAUGUAAGAAGCAAUAUGGUGAAGUGUAACAGUGUGUGGUGUCAACCAGAGCUAGUGUCAGACAAGGGAAAUCCAGGAGAGAGGUCUGCUUUUUGCACCUGUAAUUCAUCUUUGUUCUCUGCCUGUAUUUUUUAUGCAAAAUGUCACCAUAUAAUGUAACAUUAAAUGAUCCUGAUGGAAUUUACAUAA
Molecule: messenger RNA, 3616 nt
Organism: Pelodiscus sinensis (Chinese soft-shelled turtle)
Lineage: Eukaryota; Metazoa; Chordata; Testudines; Trionychidae
Gene: COPG1
Product: coat protein complex I subunit gamma 1
Biological process (GO): organelle transport along microtubule; intracellular protein transport; endoplasmic reticulum to Golgi vesicle-mediated transport
Cellular component (GO): Golgi membrane; endoplasmic reticulum; COPI vesicle coat
Molecular function (GO): structural molecule activity
Source: RefSeq, a predicted model, not a curated record